Messenger RNA from Stylonychia lemnae, 7563 nucleotides. NCBI's taxonomy places the organism in Eukaryota, Ciliophora, Spirotrichea, Sporadotrichida, Oxytrichidae. The record is from the annotation of a GenBank genome assembly.
AUGCAAAAUAAUAAGGAGACAUAGGUCAAGACCAAAAGAUUUUUCACGUCGUAGACUAAUACCAAACUCACUUCUAAGUAUUUGGUUGAGAGAAACUACUUGCUUUCAUCAGUAAAGAAGCUACUGGUUGUAACAGACACGGAUGUGAUUCUGUAUCCUACGAACUAAUUCCUGGAAAGGACAGACUAGAUACCAUUUACAGAUUUUUAAUCGAUUUAAACCAAUGAUAGAGACGAUAAAGAGUUUACAAUCAUCACUAAGAAUAAUACCUACCACACAUUCUCUUGCUUGGAAAGAAGUAGGCUUCUCACGGAAUUGUAUCUCUACUUUAUGCCCUACUCCAAAUAAGAUCAAGAGAAUGAAUCUGGCCAAGUCUAAUUCAAAUUUCAGGAGAGAGUCAUCCACUAGAGAGACAUCUAUCAUGAAGAAGAGUCAUCCAAGAGCGCCAUCUUCACAAUAUUCAACAGUCUUAUAGAAAUAAGCUACAAAAUGAAUUAAAGAGGUGACGACUUUAUGUUUUCAUCAAAGGCCAACAUGAUGAGUGGCGUGGAUCUUGGUAGCACCAUAUCAUUGAGAGGUGGUGAUACUUCUAAAAUUUCAAGUGUUGAGAACCAAUUAGUUAUACUUUUGAUUGAAAUCCAAAGUCUUAGAUCAUUAGAGAGCACUCUCUAUAUAAUGAAGCAUAACAUGGAUAUAUACAAGUUUGUAUUUCCAUCUCAAGAAAAACUAACCAAGGCUAUCACUACUAUUUUGAUGAAUGCUAAAGCAUAUAUGAACUACUAGGUUCAGUAUAAAAAGGAAGAUGAAAAGAAGGCAAAGAAACAGCUGCUAGAAUAGAAGAUGCCGAAUGAAUCAGAGUUUCAAACAAUUGAGGUGGAAUUCUUGAAUUAAUUCUACAAGACUGAGAAAGAACAACCUGUUUAUAUUUUUGAGACAGAAGGUCACCUAUUUUAAGAAAACGAUCUACCCACUAUUCCUGUCCAGAUUAGAUUGACUGAAGAUUAUUUGAUGGUAUUUGAAUCACUGAACUCGAAGAUCAAAAUCAAAUCACUUGCACAACUCAAAGAUCUCAAAUAUGUCAUCGUAAAUUAAGACUCUCUCCUUAAUGCCGAUGAUGUUAACUUGAUAUUUUCAUAGAAAAAUGGAUUCUAUCAAGAACUGUCAAUGAAAAUUCAAAAAACUGAUCAAUUUUUAUCAGCAACAAUAAGCCUGAGAAAUUUAGUAGCUCCACCAAAAUAUAGUCUUUAAAUCUUUAUGCACGAGCCAGAUUUCAACCAAAGAAUACAAGGCUUUAAAUACGAAAUUGAUUCAGAGUAUGAAACCUCGAUCUUUAGAAAAGCCUAGGAUGCCAUGAUUGAUGCAAGAGAAAAAAAUGAAGUUGAGAGUGCAAUGGAGGCUUCUAUUAUUAACUAGAUUAUUAUGAACUCGAGUUUUGUUAGCAUGUAAAGACUUCCUGGACUAAACAUGAAAAUAUUUGCUGAGCAAUUGAUAGAUGCUGAUAUCAAAGAAUAUUUGGAAUUUGAAAAGAAAAACUGCUAGGAUGAGGAGUUUUAUGACUCUGAAGAAUCAGAAUCUGAUACAGAAGAAGACACAAGAAGUGAUGAGUCAGGAAAUAAUCAGGAGGAAUAAUAGGAUGAUAAUUCUUACUAUAGUGAUGAAGAAUAGUAUCAAAAGUAGAGAAAAAAUGAUUAAGUUAAUUUCAUCGAAACAGAAAAAUAAAGUAAUGGAUCUACUUAAAUCUCAUAACCCAUACAUUGUUUAUAUGGCUACUUAGGUUAUUUAUGCUCUUAUAUAUCCAAGCUCGAAAUGUAAAACAAGAAGCUCUUGCUUAAGGGAAAUUUCAAUAUAAUCAAAGUACUCAAGAAGAGAUUGAAUAAGUAUCGAAAAUUGUUUGAGAAGAAUGGCUUAAUGAAAAGCUUACAUUUGCUCAGCUAUACAUAGAUAUUGUUUACGUAUCUCUCAAAAAGAAAGGAAACAACAUCUGUUGAGGAUUACAAGUUCAUAAUAAGUGAAAUUUGCAGUGAGCAAGAUGAUAAAAAGCUUUUACAGAUAAUUGAUAGAUUGAAAAUGACUGAGCACUUUUGGUUUACUUUACGUAAUCAUAUUAAAUAUCAAAUACUUUUAGAUGGAGUGAACGUAUUACUCAGAAUAUUUAAGAAGAGCUUAUUCCUUUAAGUUGAAACUUCAGCAGAGCUGUUUAAAAACUAUAAUUGGGAUGAAUACGAGUGGAGUUAAUUCUUUAAGAUUAUUCAUUCAGGAAACUUAGAUAAGCCUGAGGUUUAGUGGAAUGAUGGCGUUAAGUAAGAGCUAGUUCAGAAUUUAAAGGAAGAAGUAGAUAGAUUUAUGAAAGAAAAGCUCAAGCACACCUACAUCAUGUCUGAUUCUUUUAGGGAACUAUUGCAUCCAGUCCACUAUUACGAUGCUGAUCAUUAAAUUAAGUCAAGAGUUAAAAAUCUAAAGUGGAAUUACAAUGAAUUUAGGGUUAAUUUUUCAGUUGAUAGGAAAAUGUUUAGAGUUUGGAAGUACUAUCUUUCUAGACUUCUCGUAGAAAACGGUGAAAAACCAAAGAUUGAUUUGAAGAUCUAGAAAUCAAAGCUAAUGAUAUUUUGGGAUGAACUACAACAAUAAUUUAUGCCUUCUGAGUCUGUUGAGGAAAGAGAAAUUAUCUUAAAAGUCAUGAUACUACUUUACAGCAAGAAUUAUCAUAUUAUUCAGGAAUUCAGAACUUUACCUUAUUGGCUUAGACUAUUGAGACUCAAAGAAUAUAAAAGAUCUCAUUUCCUAAUUCUUCAGUUAAUAAUUACAAUCUUAAGUGUUCAAAACUAAGAAAUUGCAGAGAUAAAUUAUGAAUCUUUUAUUGAAGCUGAUGGUUUAAACAUAGUCUUUAACUGUUUAAACUUUACCUUCAAGGAGUUGAAAGUUAACAUUGUAGAUGUAUUCGAUAAUGAUUCAGAAAAUGAAAGAAUUAUGCACACUCAGCUUCAAAAGAAGGAGUCAACCAAAAAUGAUAAUUCUACGAAUAUCAAUAUUGGUAUACUAUCUUUGAAGAUAUUAGACUUGAUAAUGAGGAAAGAUCUAAAUGCUCAGAUAUAUCCCUUGUCAAAGGCAAAGCAAUUUAUUUUGCUAGAGGAUAAUGUCUCGAUUCUAUCACAGCUACUUUUGAUUUAAAAUAAAGACUUAACAAGAGAGACCUUCAGCUUUAUUGAAACUCAUUUUUCAUCCCAAUAUUGCAUGUACAAGUUCAAAAGCACAGGAAUAGUAGAAUUUCUAAUUAUGUACUUAGACUCAGAGUUAUCUAAACAAGCAAUGAGUUUGCUUUAACUAAUGCAAGAAGUGUCCUUUGAUUACAAUGAUAAUUUGAAUCUAGAAAUGUUCUAUGAAGGGGACGAUUUAAAGAUGAUUCAUCAGGACCAUUCUGGAAACCUUAAGAACUCAAUUUUCUUGCGAUAUUUGCCUCUGCCACUUGUUAUAAAAGCAAUCUAGCCAGGAAACACAAAUGAAUUUAUCUAAAUCUUUUAAGAGAUAAGCUAUGAAAAAGCAACGCUUAUCUGGAAUAGACAAAUGAGAGAAAUGCUAAAAUAAUAGAUUCUAAUGAAUUCAGACCAAUUGAUCAGUGAUCUUAAUGAAUAUGCUUAUAAUUUCAGGCACAAUAUGCAAAAUGAUGAUCAUUUCUUGCCAAAGUUCAACACACCUUUAAUAGACAUCAUUAAAUACAAAUUCAUUGAAGAAGAAGUUAGAUGUGGCUAAUACUACUUAAGAGUUUGGACUUAAAUAAAUUGGUAAGAUCCAGACUUUUUCUGGAUACCUUUAGAAGAAGAGGAUGAUUUCGUUAAAAACCUCCAAGCCAGUAUAAAUGAUGUCAUUUAGCUAACUUAAGAACAAGAAUCUGAGUUCCAAGAAUCACAAAAAAAUAGGCUAUUAAUUUUACUCAAGUCUAACUUACUAGCCCGAGAAACUUUCAAAAACAACAAAACCUUUUGUUUCGAUGAGAUUCACAGAAUUUGUACUUCCAUUAUUAAUAAUAAAGGUAACCUUUAUUAAGCUUAAUUUAUUUUAGAUAUUGAAUACAGUCCUACAAUUGAUAAAAAUGCUGAUAAUUUGAAAAUGGUUAAUUCAAAGAAUGGAAUAAAUCUUAUUUGUGAUACGAUAGGGUAUAUGCUUUGUAAUGCAGGAAAAGGAACUAAAAGCUAGUAAGAUACCUAGAAUAUUGCCAAUUUCGAUGAUAAAACUGCCAUUAAGUAAAGUGAGUAGUCUGAAUAGUCAAUAGAUUUACCAAUGAACUUAGAGGAAAGGAAAAAAUAAAUUGCUUUGUAACAGUCGAACUAAAAAGGUAACAAUCUUGAUAAAAUCGAUUAAAAUAUCUCAUUGAUGAUUGAUAAGACUGAAGCUUAAACUCUCCAAUUCUGCAUCCUUUCGAUUAAUAAGUUAAUACAGGAAGAUAUUGAUGCUUUUAUUGCGAUGAGUUAGUAGUUUAAAGUUAUGCCUAGUAGAAGAAACUAUUAAAAGAGAAAGCCUAAAAGCUUGCAAAAGACCUUAAUUUAUCAAAGUAACACUAGCAAGAAGAUAAUGUUCUAGAAGUAACCCAGCGAUAAUAAGCUUUUAUCUCAAAAUGAGUAAUCUUACUCAAACAUCGUUAGAUCUAGUUCUAAGUAAAGUGUAAAGAGGAGUAAAAACAUAUAAAUUGAUUUUACAGGAGAACAGCAAAAGAUGAUAGAGAGAGAAAUAGCAAUGAAGCUAGUCUUUGAAUUAUCAAGCUCUAUAUUAAAUUUGACAAUGCAAAUAUCACUUAACCCUGCUCUUCACCCAGAGUUAAUCAUUAGCGGAUUUGCUUGGAAAUGUUUACAGUAAUGCUAUUUUGCACUUUGGCAAGAUGAAAAAAGAGGUCUCGUUCAUAAUUUCUUAAAAGACGCUAUUGCAACUAUUCAGCAUUUAACUUCAUUCUCUUAUGUAUUCACUCAUCAACUCUAAACUAAUAAUUCUCCUUUUGAAUAAUCCAAUAAAUUCUUCUAACUGACAAUGCAAAGAUUCUAAAAUCCAGAGAGAAAAGAUAUCAUUAUUGACUUUUGGUUUGAUAUGAAAAAGCUAUUAGAGAAAAAGAUUCUUGACAAUCUUAUUAUAAAAUUCUCAUUCGAUUAAUAUACAAACAAAUUGGCAUUUGAUAGCUUAUACGACAGAGAAAUCUAGAAGUUUAUUAAGAUCUUUUCAAUUGAGGAAAAAACUCAUGAGCUAAUUUGGAAUGAUUAGUCAAGAGAGGAACUUUUGAAGAUUCUAACUAAUCAACUCCAAAACAUAGACUUCUCUUUCCAUGAUUAUAUUCAAAAAUUUGACUAUUCAGUAAACAUAAAUGAACUAAGAGUAGAGGGUAUUUUUGUGAAGUAGUUUAAUUCAGACAUUUACUAUAAACCAUCAGAUGUUAACCUCUUUGUGAAGAGUUUAUUAGAGUAAUUGAAAUAGAGAGUAGAAAAUACUCACUUAACUGACUUAAGCGACUAAUUAUUUGAUGAUGUAUUAGAAAUAACUAAGGCGAUUAGAAAUCUAAUUCAAUAUUAAAACAUCUUGAGCAAUAAGACCUUUGGAUUCUUUAAAGAUAGCAUCUCAAUGUUUUGCUAAUUGGUAAAGUUCAAGGAAAGUGACAGCGUUAAUGAGCAAAGGAUUAUCACUAUCACCUCUAUAAUCUUUGACAUUUUGAAGAUAUUUUCUAAGAAUUUGAAAUUUACUGAGAUUCUAAACAUUCUUAACUAUGAUAAUCUAGAUUCUUAAUUAAUUAUGAUAAAGCAGGGCCUUUUGAUGUUCUUUUUGAAUACAAUUUUUGAGAAAUCUUUGGAUAAAAAAAUUAGAAUUGAGAUAGCUAAAAUGAUUAGAUAUAAAAUAGAGGUUGUAUAUCAAGUUUUAGGUGCUUACAUGCCAAUAUACUUCUUUACACUUAUGGAGUACUAAAAGAACGAACUUCCAACAUCUGAAGAUGAGAUGGUGAACACAUUUUUGAAUCAUUUGGACUCUUAAUAUUAUGAAAAUUUAUUCUUGAGAUGGAAUUCAGAUUUAAAGGAGCAGCAGUUAUCAAAGAUCAAAGCUGAGUGUGAAAGAAUCUUAUAGAGCUUAUCAAGUUUCCAAGGAGAUUUUGAGCAUUUUGACUGCAAUCUAAUUAAUGAGCCAUAUCAAAAUCCUACUGUUGUUCAUGAGACCAUAAUAACUAAUUUGAUAGUGAGAGUAUUCAACAAGAACCCAGCUGUUUACAUUGCUGAAUUUACCAAAGGUUUAUGCAUUUAAUUGGACAAGUAACUGUUCUGUCUGCAAGAGAUAUUGAAUAUUUUCUCAAAAGGAGACUUAGAAUAUGAAGCUAACAAUGAUGAUUUUGUUGUACAAAUUAGAGCAGAGGUCUUUACCAUUAAACAAAUUAGGAAAAAGUUUAAAUACUGUUCAUAGCAAACUUUGCAGGUCAUGUCUGCAAUAUUGCUAGUCCUGGAACAAUAUCUCCUAAAUUCAUAUAACCCAAAUAAAAAGAGAAAUAGAAGCGAAUUAGGAGCUGAUCCUGAAAAGAGAAGUUAAUAAGCAAAAAGCUAGGAGUAAGCUCAGAAAAAGGACUCGCUCACAAGCUAAUCUCAUCUCUCUCUACCACAAUCUUAAGAACAAGCUAGAUCUAGUAUCUUUAAGACUAAAUCAUAAAUUCAAAUCCUAAAUUCGAAGCAGGUAUAAAACUUAAAUGAGGAUUCAUCAUCUAUUCCUCAAAUUUACUUAGAAUUACUUGCUGUCUGGUUUGAUUCAUCACUACUUACAAGUAGUAACACCCCUAUUGAACUGAGAAUGACUUUCCUGCAAAUGAUCAUUCUCACUUUAGACAUUCCUGAAAUUCUUUUAGCGAUUGGAGAUUAUAUUUUGGAAUUUACCAGCAGAAUUUUACACAAGAUAAUUGAUGAUGUAGAAACUAAAAAUAUUGAGGAUAUCAUGAGGCUAACAAUUGUUGAUAAAAUGCUGGCAGUUGGAGGCAGAGAGAUGAUUCUGAAGUUCUUCACCUUCAAUCAAUAUCAAAACUUCGAGAGUCUAAAGCGCAUCUACUGCAUGAACAAGAAACUGGUCAAUAUCAUCGAACAUAUUUUCAUAAUUAUGAGUUAAUAAGAGCAAUGCAAGCAGACGUUCACUCAACUCUCUCAGACUGUAAGUGAUGAUUUUAUAAUAUUGAACCCUUUUGCAUAGUAAGAUCAAGAGAUAAACUGGAAAGACAUUCUGAAGCCAAGAUUGGAUUAGAUUUAGAUGGGACAAGAGUUUGUAAACAUUUGGAGAAAUCGGCCAGCCACUGAGAGUGAGGCUCGAAAAUACUACUCUUACAAUGAUGUGACAGUGCUUGAAGAUAAACUCGAGGAGCAGAAUGUGACCAAAAUCAAAAACCUUCCCUAUAUCUCAACCAAGGCCUUCAAGGAAAUUAAGAAAGAUGAUCUUAUGGGAGAGUCAGAACUUAAUAUCCACAGCUUGGUUGAAGACCUAGGCCUGCUUGAACUUAAAGAGCAGCUUUGGCUAAAGAACAAAGUUAUAGACUCCAAGGAUAAUGAUGCGUCAACUUAGAAUUGA